AUUCAAAUCUGUGACCUUUAUGGACUUCUCCGCUAAUGUUUUUCCCGUUUCUCCCUCACUUUCCUUCUCUGUUUGUUUCCACUCACUCUCACACACACGCACACAGCUCACGUUUUCUUCACGAGCAAUGAGUGAGUACCUGAUUUCAAUGCUUUCAAACCCUAAUCGUCGCAUUUGAAACCUCUUCUCUCUCCUCACUCCUACCAAUGGCGACGGCGGCAUUCAAAUCCACCACGAAGAGAACCCCCGUCGCCGGAGCUUCCUCCACCGAGGACACCGCCUCCUCCCUCCGCCACCGCCGUUCCCGGAGCCUCAGCCGACCCUCCCGCCCUCUCUCCUCCCGCGACGAGGAUCGUCCGAAAGGGAGCUUCGUCAACACCGUUAGGGGCUCCGGCUUCCCGGAAAUCAGCCUCGAUGAUCUCGCCAUCGAGUUUUUCGAGUCCGCCGACCGCGGUCGCUUCAGUUCCAGGAGCUCUGAGUCGGAGGCCACUCCGGCCGGCGGGACUGCGUCGCAGAGGCGGGGCAGGUCAGCUUCCAGGAAGGGCUUGGGUGGAGCUGGUGGUGAUGAUCGAAGGAGUAGCAUCGGCGGCGGCGGCGGUGGAGGAAGAGCGGUGUCAGAUGCUAAUUCGAGAAGGAGAAGAUCGCUUUCAGUAGUUCGGUACCAAAUUAGUGAUUCUGAGAGUGACCUGGAUCAUUCUCAGAAUUCUAAAAGUCGUGCAAAUCUGAAAAAUACUGAUUUUGGAAACAAGCUAAUACUCAAGCCAGUUGCUUCAGAUCAAAGACCAGCACUGAGAAAGUCCCUAAGCCAGAAGGACUUGAGAUCAUAUGAUGGCUACUCUAGUCAUUCUUCAGUUCUCACUGAUGAUGAAGGAGCAGGUGCUCACUUCAAUAGAAGUGGAAUGGAGAAACUGCGAGCAGGAUAUGCACAGAAGAAGAUGCCACUUCCUGACAUGGAUAAUGGAUUGCACAAAGCAAUGCGGAAGGAAUUAAGGCAUAUGGAAUCUGAACAAGCUGUGGUGAAAUCAAGGCCCUCCUCUUCAUCCACGGGUGAUUGCAUGCUGUCGGACAAUGCUGAUGUCAUUAAGGGAUUUAAGGCUAUUUCUUCAAUCAGAAGGAGCUAUGAAACUGAACUGGAACAGUCAGAGAAACGAAAACAAGAUUUAUUGGCUGAAAUAGUGUUUGAGGAGCAGCGAGGCAGAGAACUUUCAAAGAUUGUUAAUGAAUUGGUUCCUGCUUCAAAGAUCAAUUCUAUACAAAAACCAGCAAGAGCCAGGAAGAGAAGUACUGACAGAAGUAGAAUGUCCAUGCGCUUGACUGAGGAGGCUGAGAAAUAUAUUGAGGAUUUUAUAUCAAAUGUUGAAGAUACAGAUAUUUCGUCACUUGAUGGUGAAAGGAGUGAGACAAGCUCAUCCAUUGGAGGACUGAUAAAACCAGAAACAUCUAAUAGUCCACCAAUUCCUAGAUCUAUUCCUGCUUUGAUGGAUGGGAUUACGUUGCCAUGGUUGCAAUGGGAGACAUGUAAUGAUGCUUCUCCUAUGACAAGCAUGAAUAACACCCUUAUAACUUCAAAAACUGCGAGUUCCACUCAGGAAACCACCAAACUUCAAGAUCAACGUAGCCAUUCUGCCAGCAGCCGCGGAAGCUGGAGCCCUGAUUGCCUUCAGGAAUAUAUUGGGAAGGAUGUAUUCAAUAAAGUUUAUGGCUACAAGGACCAGUCAUUCUCAGCUAAGUCUAAAGAAUUGAGGUAUGACAUAGAUGAUUAUCUCAAAGUUAAAACCAAUGAAGACUUUCUGGUUGAGAGAUGGAAGCAAAGACAGAGAAUUAAUUCAGGUAGUCUACUAUUAUGUCACCCAAGAUUAUUUUAGACAUCAUCUGUUCAAAGAUGGCCAAUGGCCCUUCACCCCCUGUAUCGUUUUCCCCCUUCACUCCCGGUAUGGUGGUAUGGUUUAUAUGUACAGAUAAUCACAAUUCAUAUUAUGCUACCAUAUAUUUAAAGACAAACACGUUGAUAAA
Messenger RNA from Lotus japonicus, 2013 nucleotides. RefSeq lists its product as uncharacterized. Lineage: Eukaryota; Viridiplantae; Streptophyta; Magnoliopsida; Fabales; Fabaceae. The record is from RefSeq and is a predicted model, not a curated record. The transcript has 8 exons. The coding region runs from base 207 to 1865 and encodes 552 amino acids.